Molecule: messenger RNA, 405 nt
Organism: Colletotrichum abscissum
Lineage: Eukaryota; Fungi; Ascomycota; Sordariomycetes; Glomerellales; Glomerellaceae
Exons: 2
Coding region: 1-405 (134 amino acids)
Source: RefSeq, a predicted model, not a curated record
AUGCAGUCCGAAGAUGGACUAUUGUCUGAUCCCCAGCUCGGUGGCGCCGCUUUUCACACUGCCGGGCUGCAGGACGCAACUAAACCAACGCCAACUGCCAGCCCAGUUCCAAGUGUGAGAGAGUCCCGCGGCCCAGGGCCCUACACGGUGCGGCUAAUGGACCGGGACCCAUGCACUCGCAGAUGCGCAACACGGUUGAUGGGAUCUGGUCUGGAAUUAGAAACCUUGCAGAUGUCACAGAUGAAAAGGUCGCGAGAGUCGAGGCUGUCGAGCAGGGACUUGGAGACCGGCAACCUUCCCGAGUUGCUCCUGGCUCCUGCUCUCCUGGAAAUUAGAACUGCUGGCAGGUGGCCCUCUGGCUGGGCAGUUGCCCCGCUGUUCCGUACCGGCCGAAACAGCACGUGA